Messenger RNA from Dreissena polymorpha, 9742 nucleotides. RefSeq names its product mis18-binding protein 1-like. The coding region runs from base 215 to 3748 and encodes 1177 amino acids. The record is from RefSeq and is a predicted model, not a curated record. NCBI's taxonomy places the organism in Eukaryota, Metazoa, Mollusca, Bivalvia, Myida, Dreissenidae. The transcript has 18 exons.
CUAUGUUGUAAAAUAAAUUAUUACUUCGAAUGAUAAUUUUGUUUAAAAAGUUUAUUUUUGUAUGCACUUAUUAAUUAAAUAUGAUUGAGGAAGUUUUAUAAUUAUGAAUGCCAAAAAAGAUGUUGAACUAUAUUCACAAAACCAUAAGUCGUAAAAGUGAAUUCAUGGCGGCAGAAACAAAAAUUGAAGAAAACUGACACACACAUUUUUAAAGAUGCACCAACGGAGCUUCAGUAACUCUGCCUACGUGAACCGCAGUCUUGAAGAUUCAGGAUGCAGCGCCAUGUCAGCAUCUGCCAUACCGAAGUUGACCUCAGUUCCACCUCAGUUUGACCCCUUUCGAUCACCACAAACCUUGAUGUCAGGCCACCAUGCCAACACCAGCAUCUCUGCCAUUUUCAAGAGCCUGAAGAACUCGGUAGAUCCAGAUGCGGACCAUUACGUAGAACCUGUCCUUUUACAUUCACAUCCAACCCAGAACAACACCAGACAAAACAGCAUCUUUGAGGGCUUUCCCAACAGAUACCCAGCAAGUAACAGUAACAUUCGUCUUGGUAGUAGCGGUUUUAGCAGAAAUAAUAACAGCUCUCUGAAUAACUUCGGAAAUCAUCAAGAGAAGGUGUUGCAGAGGGAGGGGCCUGCUGUGGUUGCUAGGACUGAGGGAAGCUAUGUUCACCAUGGUUACCAAGAAGUGAGCAUUGAGGAGGAGGAAGAGUCUUAUUCUGUGCAUACUGAGGACAGUGACAGUGGUCUUUUGGGAGGAAACCUCAUGUCACCGACGGAGUCUGACAGUUUUAACCAGAGUCUUGACAAGGAGGCAUGUGCUCUGUUCCAAUGGAUCAUCAAACCAGUGCCAGGUGUGCAUGCCAUCUGUGUGGAGGGCAAGAAGGAUUUGUCUGACCAGAACUACUGGCACAGUGGCAUCAUUACCAGACGAAUCAGUGAGAAGGUUGUUGCUACGACAACUGGGUCAGUGUACCGGCUGGUGGGCAACAUAGAGCUGCUGGACGCUCUCUCCGCAGGAUUUCCACACAAGGUGAUUGAGUCCUUUUGGCUGGGCUUCCCGACCGACUGGGAACAAAUUAUUUCAUCCUACUUCAGGGACCACACAUUGGACAGAACUGAUGAUACAGUCUCAGAUGAUGAAGUCGCCACGCUAGAUGAGGGCGCAGAAUUGAACAAGGAAACUACAGUUGAUGACUGUGAUAUUGUAGUCACAGAGGAUGUCAACAGUGAAGACGACACAAACACAGAAGAUACAGAUGACAUAGCAACCAGUCAAAGCGAGAGGGCACCUGUUGUUGCUGUGAAAGCAGUCCAGAAACCUGUGAAGGUGGCUAAGAAGACCAUGCCCAUAACCAAGGACAAUGUUUGUGUCAUCGAGAACUGGACCAUCAAGGUGCUGCCAUCGGGGAAAGGAAUCUGCAUAAUGGGCUCUAAGCCGGACGGUCGAGUAUGGAACAGUUCAGCUAUAGCACAGAGGCUGGGAAGGCGUAGGUUACAAUCCACUACAGGGACCAUAUACAAGCUGCAGGGAAACAUGUAUAAACUGAUGGCUCUUGAUACAGGCUUACCGGAGAAAGUAAUUAAGAAAUUCAAAAAGGGCUUCCCAAAAGAAUGGCUUGAAUUAAUACAAGAGCAUCUUCAUUCAACUACUGAGGCAAAAAGCAAGAAAACAAAGGCUGUAUGGGAAAAUAAAACUACGGAUCUGAACACUCCCGCCUCAAAAAAGGAGCUUGUGAAAACAAUGUCGAAAUCAGAGCCGAAAAUCAGCAGACGAGCAUUGAGUCAGCCGGCAGACCAAGGAGCUAAGCGCAUAAGGUCAGAGGUGAAAAGGAAGCGGUCACAUGAUGAAAGGUGUAAACAAAGUAGAAAUUCUGGAGUGUCAAACACCUCGCGUGUCAUCACUAUCUUGGAACCAAAGAAAAUUGUGGUGACCCCAUGUGGUCAGCUGCUGGACACAGACACGCUGGGGCGGUCAAGGAGUGGUCGCCUCAUCAAGCCCCCCCUGCAGUGGUGGGCGGGGCAGAAACUGGUCAGUGAGGGAGAUGUGUUCAGGGUUCACGCCCCUACUGUGGCAUCACAGCAGUUCCUGUCCCAGUUUGAAGAGAGAUACCAUAUUUCAAGCCAUAAAGUGAAACCAUUCUGGAAUCCAAGGGAAAAAGGUAGAGAUUAUUCCUUAAACACAAGUCAAUCCUCUGCUAACACCAGCACAUCAUCACAAGGCGAUGAACCAACCACCCUCGAUAACCAACCACCACAAAGCUCGAAAUCGAAGGAGCAACAAAAGCUGUGUGAACAAAGCUCGUCUACUAGAGGUAGGAAGACUUGUGGCACUUUGGGAACUUCCAAUCUCAUGAAAGACACAUUAAAACGACUACAUGCUGGAAAAAGUAAAAAAUCUGAUCAUGUCUCGAAUGAUACAAGAGGUGCUGUGAGAAAAGCGUCUGCCAGGGCUCAAUUGUCAAAUACAGGUAUAACCAUGGAAACUGAAGAGUCGUCAGAAAGUGAAGUUGAAGAGUUGAGGACAAGACGGUCAAUGGGUAGACCAAGCAGAAAGUCUGUGAUUGGCAUAAAUAAGGAACUUAAAGGUAGCGACAAGGCUGCUGUUGCAACACAGGAAAACAUCAUAUCUUCUAGCACAGCUGAGCCAGAAUUGGAAGAUGACAAGGAAGAAGGGGAGGGUGUGCCAGUGAAGAAGUCAGCGAAUGUUAUUCAAACAACGCGGGCAAGGCGUGAAAGGAGCAGAGUGGGAAAAGUUGAGUUACAACAAAGUGUUUUAGAUUCUACUGUGGAUAAAGUGUGGGAGGACAAUCCAAAGAUGCUUCGGAGAUCUUUAAGAGCUUGUAAAAGGACUCUAGCGAUAAUAGAAGAGGAUGAUUCCUUGUCCGAGGACAGUAAAAAAGUAGAAUGGACAGGGAAGGCUGUGCAGAAAGGCAGGAAUAUAAAAAAGAGGUCAAUGGAGAAGAACACAUCGGAAGAGGCACAGGCUGCAGACCGCUGGACUAAAGAGGAAAAGGAGAGGCUACAUGAUGCCUGCCAAGCUCACGAUCCCGGUAACCCACUGUACUGGUUUAAAGUAGCUCAAGCCGUGGCUACCAAGUCUGUGGAGGAGUGCACCAAGAUGUUUUUCCAGGAUGGGCUGAAACCAAGAUCGGAAAAGAAAAAACCUCCAACAAAAGAGAAGGCUCGGGGAACUAGUCUGACUGCAAAUGUGGGGACACUGAAGAGGAAGCAGCAACUUAAGGAUCUCAUCCAGCAGAGCAAUGAAAACUAUGAGGACGAUAUCUUCGAGUCCACACCCCUCAAGGCCAUCAAAAAGAGAAAGUUACCUAUUCUGGGUAUGGAUGAUGACGGGGACAACCUGUAUGAGGAACAUGCCAGGAAGCAGGGCAAGGCACGCUUUGAGACGCCCAAGGGUGGCGAUGUUGGCGUGUCGUACAUCAAACCUCGACUAGCCUCUGCAAGGAAGACUCCUGCGUCUCGUGUUGAGACUGACAUGUUGGAUCAAAAGCGAGAUGUUGAUGGUUAUGUACACCGGAUCAUGAAGCGUAGACUGAUGAACAAGAAGUCAAAACAUAAGCAGGGAACACCAAAACCACCAAAGAAGGUGGUCAGUGAGGAGGCGAUACAACAGAAGCUGUUCCACAAGUUCCUGACUGAGCGUAAGGAUGACAAGGAGAACUAUGUGGAUCCAGACCAGGAGGAGGACUACUACUGGGACGAACAGCUGGAGACCUCACAGUAGUAGAGUGUAACCUGCCAGCUGAUGAAUUCACAGAAGUAGAGUGUAACCUGCCAGCUGAUGAAUUCACAGAAGUAGAAUGUAACCUGCCAGCUGAUUAAUUCACUGUUGUAGAGUGUAACCUGCCAGCUUGAGACUUCACAGAAGUAGAGUGUAAAAUUUCACCUGGAGAAUUCACAGAAAUAACCUGCCAGCUAGAGAAUUCACAGAAGUAGAGUGAAACCUGCCAGCUGGAUAAUUCACAGUAGUAGAAUGUAACCUGCAAGUACUAGGAGAAACAGCUGGAAAAUUCACAGAAGUACAAUGUAAUCUGCCAGCUGUAGAAUUCACAGUACAUGUAGUAGACUGUAACUUAACUGCUAGAGAAUUAUAGUAAGAAUAUAACCUGCAAGUAUUCUUAUGAACAGCUUGGUAAUUAAUAUAAGUACAAUGUAACUUGCAAGUACUGGGGUAAACAGCUAGAGUAUCCACAAUAGUAGAAUUUUACCUUCCAGCACUGGGAUGAAGAGCUGGAUAAUUCAUAGUAGUAGAAUGUAACCUACCAGUACUGGGAGAAACAGCUGAAGAAUGCAUUGUAGUAGAAUGUAACCUUCAAGUACUGGGAUGAACAGCUGUAGAACUCGCAGUAUUACAAGGUAUCCUGCCAGUGCUAGGAUGAACAGUUGGUGAAUUUCUAACAGUGCAAUAUAACCUGCAUUUAGGAUGUACAGCUGGUAAAUUCACAUCUGUAGAAUGUAACCUGCAAUUGAAAUGAUGCACAGCUAGUCAAUUAUUUAAAGUAAAAUAUAACCUGCCAUUACUGGGACGAACAGCUUGUCAAUUCAUAAUAGUAGAAUGUAACCUACCAGUACUGGUAUGAACUCACUUAAGUAAUAUGUAAACUGCCACUAGUGGGAUAAACAGUUUGAGAAUUCACAGUGGUAGAAUUGACAGCGUAGGAUGUGCCUUAUACACCUAACUUGAUCCCUUGUGUUUGAGUUUGACAGAUCAAUUAAAAUGACUUAGCUUAAUUUAAGUGUUCAUCUUACAGCAAAUAAAAACCAAAGCUUCAAUAUAAAUAUUGUAAUUGCUAAAUAUCAUAAGUUAAGAAUCCUUUUUUGUAGAUGUGGAGCCUGAUUAUAAUUGUUGAUAGUGAAACUACCAGUAUAUUGCAACUGAACAACUUUUAUGUAUGCACACCGGUGAGGCAGUUAUAUGUACAUGACAGUCUGUGCUUAAUUGCUGUUCACUCACACGAUGACUCUAUUUAUACUUGUAUGUGCUAUAUAUGCAUGUGAACAAUGAUACAGACAAUGUUGAAUGCACACACAAUGUCUUCUUUUGUGGCAGCGUUUCAGAAAUUAUGGCAUAAUGAUUUAAAAUUGAACACUUUCAGUGUCUGAUAACAAUUGCUAUCUUGGUGUAACUAACAAAUCAGGGCUAAUUAUUUUAACAUUAUGAUUUGUCAAUGGUACACCCAACUUUCUCUUGAUUGUGAAAUGUUCCGUUGAACAGAGAUCUGUUUUAAAGUGCUUCAUGAAGUAUUAUUAGCUCUCAUUGCAUGAUUCAAGCCACUGUUGAUUAUCAAUUUGUAUCUAUAUUUAUUGUUUACUAACUGAGUUAUAUGCAUUUAUACUCAUUUGGAGGUUUUUGUAUUGUUUUCAUUGUACUUGAUCAUUCAGAUAUUCAAUCCUGAUAAUUCUGUUUUUACGGCAGUACAUUGAUUUGAAAUACUGUAAGUGUGUGUACAGAUAAGAUGUAUUCACUUAUUGUAAGUCCCCUACCAGUUUCACCGGAGGGGACUUAUGGUUUGCACUCCGUCUGUCUGUCUGUAACUCUGUUAUUCGGACUCAGUCCGUCAGUCAGUCAGUCUGUCAGUCACACUUUUCUGGAUCCUGCAAUAACUUGAAAAGUUCUUAAUAUUUUUUCAUAAAACUUGAAACAUGGAUAGAUGGCAAUAUGGACAUUAUGCACGUCAUUUCAUUUUGUUCAUACAUCAAAAAUUCUGGUUGCUAUGCAACAAAUAGACUAGAAAUACUGCUAAAAAUUGUGGUUUUCUGGAUCCUGCGAUAACUUUUAAAGUUCUUCAUAUUUUUUCACGAAACUUGAAACAUGGAUAGAUGGCAAUAUAGACAUUAUGCACAUCAUUUCAUUUUGUUCCUAUGUCAAAAACUCUGGUUGCAGUGGCAACAAAAAAAAAAUGACAAUGGUGGAUUUUCUGACAACGGUUGAGCCGAUAGGGGACAUAUAUUGAUUCAAUUUGCUUGGCAAUAGUCUUGUUGAAUGUUUAUUGUCUUUUACUGCACAACACAUUAAUUGAAGAUGUGUCAGGUACUGGCAACACAUUAUUAUUCCCCUGCCAAACCUGGAGGGAUAUUUAAAUGGCGUUGUCUGUCCGUCAGUCUGUUCAUCAGUCUGUUUGUUAGUCUGUAACAAACUUUUCAAGGCUAUAUCUCAGAAACUGUAUAAAAUAUCAUCACGAAACUUCAUGGGCGCAUAGAUAUCAAUGAGAAGAAGUGCAAGAACCACCCCCUUCUUUUUCGUAAAUAAGAGUUAUUGCCAUUUUUUUUUUUGUAGGAUGUAACUUUUCAGGGCUAUAUCUCAGAUACUAAGUACCAUACAAGGUCAUAACAUGAAACUUCAUGGGUGUAUUAAUAUCUAUUAGAAGUGCCAUAUUUAAUAACCAUAACCCUACACUUUCUUAAAUAAGAGUUAUUGCUCUUUGUUGUUUUUGUAUGAUGACACUUUUCAGGGCUUUAUCUUAGAUACGCUACAAGUUUUCAACAUGAAACUUCAUAGAUGUAUAAAUAUCAAUGAGGAGAAUUGCAAUGUAUAAAAAAAUUACCCUACACUUAAUUAUGUAUUUUGGAUUAUACUGUAUAUCAAGGGAUUUCCACCUUUCCAUAAACACAAUUUAUUUGGUGGGGGAUAUCAAUGCAACGAAUUUGCUAUUGCUUGUUUGAUGCAAAUCCUUUAAUUAUGUUAAUGUGUUGACUUUUUUUAGUCUGACUAUGCCCCAAAUAGUCCUAGCUAUAUUACACACCCAAAUGUGUGUGGGGAUGGGGAGGUGUUGGGGGGGGGGGGGUCUGUGUAAUCCUCUUUUUGAGGAUUACAUGCAACAGCUCCAUAUCCCUGUUCCUACUACAGGUUUUCAAUUGAAACUUCACACAUGUGUUCAGAGCUAUUGUUUGAGUCAGUGACCAAGUUCCAUAUAUCUAACCUGCAAUUUAGCAGAAUUAUGCCCCUUUUUGUAGGAAGAAAAUUUUGGUAAACAUUUUGGUGCAACUACUCCAUAUCUCUAUUAUUUAGUACAGAUAUUGAAAUAAAAUGUUACAUUUGUAUAUUUAGCAUCUUGAACAUUUACUGGCCAAGACCUAUAAAUUUACGAGCCAUUACGCAUGCGUGUGCCCCUUUUCAAAAAUCAGGUUAAGGUUUGUGUGCAAGUAGAAAUUCAGGAUUAAGUUUCAAUGCAACAAGUACAUAUCUCUGUGUCUGAUAUUCAACUGAAACUUCACAGAUGGCUUCUGGAUCAUCAUGCGAGUUCACAGAACAAGGCCCAUAACUCUUACCUGCAAUUAAGCAGAAUUAUGCCCCUUAUUGUUCUUCAGGCUAAUUCUGGAAAUUCCUAUCUCUUACUCUUGCCGACAUACAUUACUGUUGCAUUUUUGGCUGGUGUUGUCAAGGUCAAAUAUACUGUUGCUGUAAAUUUAUCAAAAGUUUGCACUCAAUCGUUUCAGAUAGGAUUGAAUUAUUGGGUUCACAUUGUUUGCGUAGGUAGGUUAUAAAAUGACAUAGCAAGGGAUAAGAUUAGUUGCCCUUACUGCAAUGAGAGAUUUGUUUGUAGGUAGCUUUCACGGAGACCUAGGGUUGGAUUGCAUUUCAGCCAGUAAGGUCAAGGUCAUUGUUUCUAUAAAAAAGGUUCCCACUCAUUUCCUUAAAUCUGGAUGGCAGAAUUGUGCUGUAAUAGUGUGUAUAGGUAGCUUAGUGCCCACCUUGCUCUCAAGGAUAAUCAAAUUAAAAUGAAUUAAUUGGUUAAAAAUCUUUUUUCCUGGCAUUGUCACAUUUUUUGUUGUAAUUUAAAAAUUUAAACUUUAAGUUUACAUAUAUUAAAUAACUGCCACAAAUAUUAAAUGUAAAAAAAACAUGUAUUUGUUAAUAAUACAUCAGUUCACUGACAGAAAUUGUAGAUUAUACUAUCAAAGUGGGAGAAUAGACGAGCGCACUGUUUUGGUCUAUCUCUUGUAUAUUUUGCUGUCAUCUUUUUUUCCAUACUUCAUUGCUUUUUAUGUUUGUUUACCUUUUCACUAUCUUUAUUUUAAUUGGUAUUGUCUUAAAUCUUUUUUGUUAUAUAGUCUUUUAUUUUAACAGUUGAUUGCCGUUUGCUUAUGUACUGUGGUUGUGAUUGAAUAUAUCAGAAAGAUUCUGAUUGACUUUUAAAUCACAAGGGCCUGUAUAUGUUUUGUUAUGCUCCCCCAAAAUUUAUUUUGGGAGAAGCAUAUAGUCGCCGCUUCGUCUGUCUGUCCGUCCGUGCACAAUUUUUGUCUAGGCUUUUUCUCAGCAACUAAUGACCGGAAUUCAAUGAAACUUUAUGGGAAGCUUCACUACUUAGAGGAGAUUUGCAUAUUAUCAGCGGUUUCUGGUCGGAUGAUUUUUCACAGAGUUAUGGCCCUUUGAAAUUUUCCAUUAACUGUACAUAUAGUGCAAUUCUUGUCCGGGCUAUUUCUCAGCAACUAAUGACCGGAAUUCAAUUAAACUUUAUGAGAAGCUUCACUACCAAGAGGAGAUGUGCAUAUUAUCAGCGGGUUCUGGUCGGAUUUUUUUUUACAGAGUUAUGGCCCUUUGAAAUUUUCCAUUAACUGUACAUAUAGUGCAAUUCUUGUCCGGGCUAUUUCUCAGCAACUAAUGACCGGAAUUCAAUGAAACUUUAUGGGAAGCUUCACUACCAAGAGGAAAUGAGCAUAUGAUCAGCGGGUUCUGAUCGGAUUAUUUUUCACAGAGUUAUGGCCCUUUGAAAUUUUCCAUUAACUGUACAUAUAGUGCAAUUCUUGUCCGGGCUAUUUCUCAGCAACUAAUGACCGGAAUUCAAUGAAACUUUAUGGGAAGCUUCACUACCAAGAGGAGAUGUGCAUAUUAUCAGCGGGUUCUGGUCGGAUUAUUUUUUCACAGAGUUAUGGCCCUUUGAAAUUUUCCAUUAACUGUACAUAUAGUGCAAUUCUUGUCCGGUCUAUUUCUCAGCAACUUAUGACCGGAAUUCAAUGAAACUUUAUGGGAAGCUUCACUACCAAUAGGAGAUGUGCAUAUUAUCAGCGGGUUCUGGUCGGAUGAUUUUUCACAGAGUUAUGGCCCUUUGAAAUUUUCCAUUAACUUUACAUAUAGUGCAAUUCUUGUCCGGGCUAUUUCUCAGCAACUAAUGACCGGAAUUCAAUGAAACUUUAUGGGAAGCUUCACUACCAAGAGGAGAUGUGCAUAUUAUUAGCGGGUUUUUGGUCGGAUGAUUUUUCACAGAGUUAUGGCCCUUUGAAAAUUUAAAUUUUCUAUAAAAAAAGUAUUGUUCCCCAACUACUGUGCCCUCAAGACGUUUCCUUUUAUCUGAAUAUAUAGUGCAAUAUUGUGACAAAAAACCUUUGGGGAGCAUCACCCGUCUCCGACGGUUUCUUGUUUAAAUAGCUUAUGUACAAAACACAUAUUUACCUUGUUUUUUUUCAUAAAAUAAACUUCAUAAUUAAUUGUAUUUUGCUUUUCUUGUAACAAAGGCUUGUGUACAUUCAAUAUAAUAUGGAUAAAAUAAUUUGUUGUGUAAUUUUUAUUCUCUUUGGGGAUUUGGUAAUUAAAGUUGUAUUACUGACUUCUGUCUAAAUGCCUACCUAGUUUAUUGACUAUUUGUUAUUGUAAAGUAUAAUUUAUGUGAUGCAAAAUCUUUUAUUUCAUAAUUAAUGUUUUGCUUUUGCUGCCUCAUUUCUUGUUUAUUCUGCAUUAAGCAUGUGCCUUAUCUCCAUUAAACAACUGUUGUUGCGUUGA